AGUAGCCAUAAUUGAUAAUGGCAGCGGGAGUUUUCUGGCCUCCCGUCUCCAGUGUGACGUAGUUUUCCCUUCGCCCAAUCCCUCCGUUACCCUAGUAACAGUUGAGACGUCUGGGAAGAGAAGAAUCUUUCGUUCUGUAGGCUUGAAUCAAAAAGUGUCAGUCAUUUUGGUAAUACCGGGUUGGACGCCUAAAGCUGCCUAAACCUGCGGAAGAAAAACACCGGGAGAACUUUCAGGAAAAACUGUAUCCAACAAUUCAAAUAUGGCAGAAGUGAAAUCCAUGUUCCGGGAAGUUCUUCCAAAACAAGGUCAGUUGUCUGUGGAAGACAUAACCACAAUGGUGCUGUGUAAACCCAAACUUUUACCCUUAAAAUCUCUGACUCUGGAAAAACUGGAGAAAAUGCAGCAAGCAGCACAAGAAACGAUUCGCCAACAAGAAAUGGCAGAAAAAAACAGCAGCAAAUAAAUUUUUAAGGGUCAAGGUUUAAACUCUCUAGGUCCAAAUACUACCCCCCUUAUAUAAAAUUUGCAUGAAAUAAAAGUUUUUUUUAAACUUAAAAUAAAUGUACUCCCAAUGAAGAAUCAACACUGCUUCAUAUGUUUU
Pteronotus mesoamericanus is the source of this 604-nucleotide messenger RNA. RefSeq names its product BBSome interacting protein 1 (gene BBIP1). The coding region runs from base 263 to 466 and encodes 67 amino acids. Gene Ontology annotation, cellular component: BBSome. NCBI's taxonomy places the organism in Eukaryota, Metazoa, Chordata, Mammalia, Chiroptera, Mormoopidae. The transcript is spliced from 4 exons. Gene Ontology annotation, biological process: cilium assembly; receptor localization to non-motile cilium. The record is from RefSeq and is a predicted model, not a curated record.